AUGGCGACUACUUGCAAUCUAGCCGUAACCCAGGGAAGUAUUUACGAGAGUUUAGGAUCUCCAGUCAAGCUGGUGUGUCCCAUCGUCAAUACUACUCGGACUAUUACUUGGUUGGGACCACCGAAUCUAAAGCUAUACGCUGUAGGGACGGACGUUUCAGCCGAACUUUCCUCACAAGUGGAUAUUAGUGAAACUGACACAGAUAAAAAGUCUAUUUUACUUAUCCACCAUUUCAACAGAGACAAAAGUGGAAAAUUCAGAUGUAGUGAUACUUGUGAUAAAAGAGAAUUUAAUUUGAUAAUUAAAAGGAAUCCAUCAGACUUGGUAAUAGUAAAUGCGACAGGUGACAAAAUUACUACAGUUGAAGGAAAAGAACAUAAUUUAGAAUGUAGGGUAACCAGUGGACAACCCGGUGGCAAUAUUACCUGGUCUACGGACAGAGUUGUAGUUGCAGAAAAUGGACCAAGUUUUGUGACUUACAGGUUGACACCUAGAAAAUCAGAUAAUGGAAAGCUGUUUAAAUGUGAAGCUUUUACCAGUGAAGGAAAGAGCGUAUUGGAAUCCUCGGUCCUUCUUAAAGUUUUUUAUAUUCCAAAGAUAACCUUCCGUCCAAAUCAAACGUUAACUGUGAAAGAAGGCGAUGAAACACAACUGAUUUGCAUCAACGAUGGAAACGAUCCAGACGCAACAACAGAAUGGAAAAGACCAGGAGCAUAUACCAUUAUCUCAAACAAUGCUAGAUUAAAUCUGGUAAACGUUAACCGGAAUGAUGCAGGCCUAUACACAUGCAGGGUUGACACAAAAGCAGGUGUAUAUGAGGUCAAUGCAAAAGUUGUCGUGCAGUAUGCUCCAACAAUCGAUAUUCGAUAUUUCCCGACAGAAAGAAAAAUGAAGUGUAUUCCAAGUGGUGUUCCCGAUAAAUACAUGUUCAGGGACUGGGAACAUACAACUGAAUACAACGAUCAUAUAAGGUUUUUGCCGAUAAGUAAGCAGGGGAAUACCGCAACUUUGAAUAUUCCUAAAAUUUUGAAUAAAAGAGAUCAUCAAGAUAGAGGGCUAUACAUUUGCCGGGCUUCAAAUAAUAUUUCAUCAACUAAUGGAAUGUUUGUAAUGCAAAAGUAUAAUUUAAAAUUGAAUGGCAAUCCUUAUUUUGUCAGCUCUACAGAAAACACUCAAUAUGGAGUUUAUCUCAAAUUUGCAAAGUUAACAAUAAAGUUUGUGAGUGUUCCUGAAUAUAACAGUUACGACGUUUAUAAGAAUGGAAGCAGAUUUAAGGAUUUCACUGAAUCCGUUAACAGAAAUAUGAAAUUAACGGAUAAUAUUUAUGGUAAGAAAGUGUCGGUUAAAGGAACCAUCAUAGCUUUACAGAUACAAAUAGACACUUUAGACGAUUAUACCUCGUAUAGAAUAGAUGUCAAGAAUGCAAUUGGAUGCUCAAACCAUUCAAUAGAACUAGUUUCUGCAAGCCCCCCAGCCAUGCCCAAGAUUAUUCGAACAGUAGCACAACAAACCCAGUUCUCUGUUUUGUGGAAACCAGGAUUUGAUGGUGGCGUUCUCCAAAGCUUUAUCGUUGAAUAUAAAAAAAUUGGAGACAUACACUGGAAAUAUCAAACAACGAGGUCAUCCAACUUUAUAAUUAUUGGUGGAUUACAGCCAGCAACUAAAUACCUUAUUCGAAUGUUUUCCAGAAAUUUGAUUGACGAUAGUAAUAGAACAGACGAAAUUCUAAUCCAAACGGGUAAUGUAGUAAUGUAG
Molecule: messenger RNA, 1755 nt
Organism: Mytilus trossulus (common blue mussel)
Lineage: Eukaryota; Metazoa; Mollusca; Bivalvia; Mytilida; Mytilidae
Product: nephrin-like
Exons: 7
Coding region: 1-1755 (584 amino acids)
Biological process (GO): cell-cell adhesion
Molecular function (GO): protein binding
Source: RefSeq, a predicted model, not a curated record